Letharia columbiana is the source of this 156-nucleotide messenger RNA. RefSeq lists its product as uncharacterized. Bases 1 to 156 code for a protein of 51 amino acids. NCBI's taxonomy places the organism in Eukaryota, Fungi, Ascomycota, Lecanoromycetes, Lecanorales, Parmeliaceae. The transcript has a single exon. The record is from RefSeq and is a predicted model, not a curated record.
AUGGGUGUCCGGUACUGGUUUGGGUCACGGCACCAAGGGCAUCGACCAGCGAGCCCACGAGAUGUAGCGUCGGCCGAGGCUGACAGUGACGAUGAAGAUGAGACGGGAAACGGCAACGAAAAGCAACUCACGGAGGAUGAGCUCAACCAGGACUAG